CCGUGCACAGUCGGGAAGAGGCAGGAGCUGGCCUGCCGGGUGGUCAGCUCCUCACCGUGGCCCUCCUCUCCCGCAGGGGCUAUCUGAUCGCCGCCCCCUCUGUCUUUCGCGCGGGAGUGGAAGAAGUCAUCAGUGUGACCGUCUUUAACGCCCCACGUGAAGUCACAGUCCAGGCCCAGUUGGUGACUCAGGGCCAGGUGGCGGUGGAAAGCCAGGGAGCUGUCCUGGAUAAGGGGACGAUCAAACUCAAGGUGCCCACAGGUCUCCACGGUCAGGCGCUCUUGAAGGUGUGGGGCUGCAGCUGGCACCCAGAUGAGGGUCCCCUCUUCCACAACCAGACCUCGGUGACCGUGGACAGCCGGGGUGCCUCCGUGUUCAUCCAGAUGGACAAGCCAGUCUACAGGCCCCAGCAGCGAGUACUCAUCAGCAUCUUCACCGUCUCCCCAGACCUGAGGCCUGUGGACCAGCAGCUGGACGCCUACAUCCUGGACCCCCGGGGCUCCCGGAUGAUGGAGUGGAGACACUUGAAGCCGUUCUGCUGCGGUGUCACCAACAUGAGCUUCCCCCUGUCCGACCAGCCCGUGCUGGGAGAGUGGUUCAUGUUUGUGGAAAUGCAGGGCCACGUGUACAACAAGUCCUUUGAGGUUCAGAAGUAUGUGGUACCCAAGUUCGAACUUCUGAUCCGCCCACCCCGGUACAUCCGAGACCUGGACGCCUGUGAGACCGGCUCUGUGUGGGCCAGGUAUACCUUCGGGAAGCCCGUGUCGGGGACCUUAGCAAUCAACAUGACCGUGAACGGCGUGGGUUACUACAGCCAUGAGGUGGGGCGCCCGGUCUUCAGGUCCACCAAGAUCCUCGGCUCCCAGGACUUCGCCAUCUGUGUGAGGGACAUGAUGCCGGCAGGUGUCCCCGAGCACUUCCGGGGCAGGGUCAGCAUCUGGGCCACGGUGGCCAGUGUGGACGGGAGCCAGCAGGUGGCAUUCGAUGACUCCACCCCUGUGCAGAGGCAGCUGGUAGACAUCCGCUACUCCAGGGACACGAGGAGGCAGUUCAAGCCGGGCCUGGCCUACGUGGGGACGGUGGAGCUGUGCUACCCAGACGGCAGCCCAGCUGAGGGGGUGACAGUCCAGGUCAAGGCUGAGCUGACCCCAAAGGACAACAUCUACACCAGCGAAUCCGUGUCCCGGGGUGGACUGGUGGGGUUCGAGAUCCCGUCCAUUCCCACGUCAGCCCAGCACGUGUGGCUGGAGACCAAGGUGACAGCCCUGAAUGGGAGGCCUGCGGGGACACAGUACCUGCCCAGUUACCUGCCCCUCGGCAGCUGGUACUCCCCUAGUCAGUGCUACCUGCAGCUGCAGCCACCUGCCCGCUCCCUGCAG
Carlito syrichta (Philippine tarsier) is the source of this 1379-nucleotide messenger RNA. RefSeq names its product C3 and PZP-like alpha-2-macroglobulin domain-containing protein 8. The transcript has 12 exons. The record is from RefSeq and is a predicted model, not a curated record. NCBI's taxonomy places the organism in Eukaryota, Metazoa, Chordata, Mammalia, Primates, Tarsiidae. Gene Ontology annotation, molecular function: endopeptidase inhibitor activity. The annotation marks the transcript as partial.